Molecule: messenger RNA, 2967 nt
Organism: Salvelinus sp. IW2-2015
Lineage: Eukaryota; Metazoa; Chordata; Actinopteri; Salmoniformes; Salmonidae
Product: nucleolar protein 4-like
Source: RefSeq, a predicted model, not a curated record
GCUACUGGGACUGCACUUCCUGGAUUUCGGCUAGCCAUUGCGCGCACCCAUGUCCCAUCGACGCGACGGAGUUCGUGUGGAGAAGAACAAGAGCCUGUCCAUAAUAUAUACCAUUUGCUCAUAUUAAGUCUUAUCUUAGGCUAGAUAAAUUUAACGCGUUAUCCAGUAGAGAAACAGGAGAGACAUCGAUGCGCUUUGAUUUCCGUCUACGUAAGACGGUUCGGGACAGCGGCGUUCUGGUCCGAUUCAAACAGGUGGAACACGAAUCAGGUGGAGUUGGGAGGAGGAGGGUAUCACGACAGACCGGGCUGCUAUAGCCAUUCCUUCUAAUUAGUUGUGGACCCGUGCUAAAAUAUGCACUCCUUAUUCUAGCCUUACUUAACGUCAAAUAGGCUACCACGUUGUGUUGUAUGUGAUAUUCAAACGGCGAAUCUUUAUAGAUUGGAGACCUUUAACACACAGGUGGGAGAUACCCGUUUAAUAGGACGGCCCCUCUUUCAGUUCCUCAGCGCAGGAUAUGAGCUACUGACAUUUGUUAUUACCCUUUGGGACAGGAGACGAACGGUUUCCGCUAACAGGUGUGAGAGCACACCCAUCGUCAUUGCCUGAUACGGAAUCCUUCCUCAUUGCUCGCAGAAAUAUAAAUCUAACUCGUAUAUGGCUCCCCUUCUAGCCAGGAGAGGGACAUUUAACAGUUAAUUGAAAUAAAUCGAUAAAUCGAAUAAAAUAGUGUAUUAUUAGUGUUGAGUUAUUUUUGAGACCCAGUCCUCCUAUCUAAAGGGACACGGGACAUCAGAGAGAAAUCAUGUCAACGAAAAAAAACUGCGUGGAUUUACCCAAAAGGAGCAGAAGCCCGGUGGUGUUAGAAGGAGAGAUGUUCGGCGAAUUUCAGGACUGGUGUCUCCGUACUUACGGGGACUCUGGUAAAACAAAGACAGUCACCCGGCGAAAAUACAAUAAGAUUCUCCAGACCCUUUCAKACACCGAUGAGUCGGACCCUGUCUACAUCGAGAGCAACCACAUCAACGCCAAAUUCAAAUUCUGGGUGAAGUCCAAAGGGUUCCUUGUUGGGACAAUUCAAGGGGACCAGAACAAGAAUGGAGCCGCCGACAGACCUGUCCUGUAUGUCCCCAUCAAGGCGACGUGUGCGGAUGGGGGCUCUGGGUCCGACUCCUCUCUGAAGAGGGUGGCAGUGGUGGAGGACUUCUUUGACAUCAUCUAUGCCAUGCACGUAGAUAUCAGCGCCGACCCCGGCAAAUCACCCAAACACGCCGGACAGAAGAAGACCUACAAAGCGAUUGCGGAGACGUAUGCCUUCCUGCCCAGGGAGGCAGUGACCCGUUUCCUGAUGAACUGUGGCGAGUGUCAGAAGAGGAUGCAUAUCAGCCCGGGUGGAGCAGAGUUCAAAGAGAAUGACAGACCGACAUCACUGGUGCCGGAUCUCAUCGACUACAACAUGCCGCUCACCACGACCUAUCUGAAGCAGAUGAAGCUUCAGUACAUGAGUACAAAUGAGCAGGAUGAGAGUUCAGUGAGCAGUGAGGACUUUGAUAUGACCGACCCCACAUGGACAUCAGCUGAUCACGGCCCUGCUUCCGACCUGAGUCCCCCGAACCGCGGAGAGAGAAUGCACAGCCCUCAGAACUCGCACAUUAAGGAGGAGGACGACGACUCAUCCUCAGAGAGCGGCAGCGGGAACGGCAUGCACACCAUGACACCUCCGUCUGCGGGUGGAGCGGCCCUGGGGUCGGAGGGGGGAGCGGGCGGACCCCCUUACAGGGAGGUGGUAAACGGCAAUGGGCCCCCGGCCCCGCUGGACUUCAGCACCACCUCCUCGUCCUCAUCGUCCGAGGACCAACAGGCGCCGGUCAACCUGAGUGAGACCAGGCUGCCCGGGACUGCCCUGAUGGGCCCCUUCCAGCCCGACCCCCCAGAUGAGCUGCGCAGGAAGUACCCUGUCAAGCCCCUCCCCCAUGCCGCUGAGCUGCGCCUGGACAGAGACUCGAUCAGGGACUACGGCAACAAGUCUCCUCAGUACAGCUCAGGAAGCUACGACUCAUUGAAGAUGGAGACAUGUGCCGAGGACCUGACCGUGACCAGAGGUGCGGCGGCGGCCGAGGACGAUGACGAUGACCAUGAAGAUCACGACGACAGUGACAAGAUCAACGACACGGAGGGCGUGGACCCCGAGAGAUUAAAGGCCUUUAACAUGUUUGUMCGUCUGUUUGUGGAUGAGAACCUGGACCGUAUGGUGCCCAUCUCCAAGCAGCCCAAGGAGAAGAUCCAGGCCAUCAUUGAGUCGUGCAGCCGCCAGUUCCCCGAGUUCCAGGAGCGCGCUCGCAAACGCAUCCGCACCUACCUCAAAUCCUGCCGCCGCAUGAAGAAGAGCGGCAUGGAGACACGACCCACACCACCUCACCUCACCUCAGCCAUGGCUGAGAACAUCCUGGCAGCCGCCUGCGAGAGCGAGACACGCAAGGCUGCCAAGAGGAUGCGCCUGGAUGUCUACCAGGCACAUGAGGAGCAGAUAGCACUUGACAAGCCCAGUUCUCGCGAGCCGGCCUCCCUGGCCCACUCUGCCUACUCCCUGGCCGCCUCGGCCUACUCCCAGGACCAGCUCUACACCAACGGUGGGCUCAACAAUAGUUACCGUGGUUACGGGGGUCUGGGAGCUAGCAUGCAACACCCAGUCUCCCUGACAACCGCCACUGCUCAGAGCAACGGCCCUACUGACCUCAGCAUGAAGUCCCUGGGGUCAAACUCUUCAUCGGCAAGCUCAAACAGUCACGGGCGGAGUGCUGGUGUCAUAGGUGGCGGGGCCUCGGCGCAGCUCAGCCCAACAGAGAUCACGGCCGUGCGGCAGCUCAUCGCCGGCUACCGCGAGUCGGCCGCCUUCUUGCUCCGCUCGGCCGACGAGCUGGAGACCCUGAUCCUGCAGCAAAACUGAGCCGGAAACUCCUCCUCCCC